Brassica napus (rape) is the source of this 1364-nucleotide messenger RNA. RefSeq lists its product as uncharacterized. NCBI's taxonomy places the organism in Eukaryota, Viridiplantae, Streptophyta, Magnoliopsida, Brassicales, Brassicaceae. The transcript has a single exon. The coding region runs from base 878 to 1123 and encodes 81 amino acids. The record is from RefSeq and is a predicted model, not a curated record.
GUAGGGCGACUACAUGAAGAUCGAGCUUUAUCCUAAACUUGUUAUUUUUGGUUCAACAUAUUUUUCUUGCCUAAAGUCUAUAUAUAUGAUAUGAACGUAACUCAAUAAUCUAUCUCUUAAGAGUUUUCUGAACAGUCAAUAAAUUAGAUAUGUCCAGACCGACCAACUUAAUUCUUGUACAUGCAAAUACCAAGUAGCCACGUUUUUUUUAAUAAUAGAUAUGCCUCUUUUAUAAUUCAAGUUAAUAUAUUUCCACCUAAGUAUUUCAUGUAAUUUCUACAUUUCUUAUUGUUGCAUUACUUUUCAAUUGAAUGCUAGUAGAUUCAUAUUAUAUAAUAUCUGCAAAAUUGAAAACUAGAGAAACACAAUUUAUGGAGUCAAAAUUGAAAAAAAAAAUAUUGAUGGCAUGACAUAAAAUACUAGCCUGGGUAUAUAUGUGUAUAUAAAUUGUGUGUGUGCUCAGAUUUUAAAUAAAAUAAGUUGUUCUACAUAGGCUGCUAAAGUGAAGAAAAUACACCAAACUUCAACAUGAAACAUAAGGCAUGAAACAACUAACAAGUAAGGAAUAAGUCAACCGUUAAAGAAGCAACCUCUCUACUUCGUUUCAUUUGAAAAGAAAAAAAUCAAUAAUAUCAAGCAACAUUCAAAUUAAACCGUUGUCUCCCCCCCUCUCCGAAUGUUUUUUAUAUAUAUAGAUAUGUAUAUGUUGUUCCAUCAUAGCUAUAUUCUAUCAUUUCCAUAAUUUUCCUCUUAACUCAAAAUACCUAUUAGCUAACUCAACGUUCCUAUAACCAACCACCAACCCAACCAUUCUAUUUAGAUUUAUUAUUCCACGUUUCUAUAUAUCUGAGCCACAAGACCGAGGUUUUGUAUCAUCAUGAGGAUCAUGUGGAAGUUCAUUAUGGUGAUGUGUUUUAUUGCUUUAGUCGGAUCAAGAGGAAGCUCUGCGGCGAGGUUGGCGAUAUGGAUGAUGGAUAAAGAAGAUGUGGGAAGAGGGUUUGCUUUGCGAAACAAGCUCCAACGAGGUCCAGUUCCUCCUUCACAACCUUCCCAAUGCCACCAUAGACUCAGCCCUCUUUCUCGUUCGGAGGUUUAUUAUCCACAAUAUGUUACAUGUCCUUGACCUCUUUCAUUGACCACGAUCAGCCAUACUUUUAUUCUUUCUAUCUUUCGUUUGUAUCCGUAUAAAUUUGAUCCGACUCUUUCAAAAUCGAAAGAGUCGUAUAUAAAAUAUGUUUUGGACAUGAUCAAUUUUGUGUUGUAGAAUUAUCGACUUGAUCAUUGACGACUAACUAAUUAAUAGAGAUGCAAUCUAAAAUGUAAUCUCUGUUUUGGCCUCAUACGAUAACGUGGCAUUGAAAAUG